Messenger RNA from Anneissia japonica, 7362 nucleotides. Its product is annotated as adiponectin receptor protein-like. Gene Ontology annotation, cellular component: plasma membrane. The record is from RefSeq and is a predicted model, not a curated record. Gene Ontology annotation, biological process: adiponectin-activated signaling pathway. The transcript is spliced from 8 exons. Gene Ontology annotation, molecular function: signaling receptor activity. Bases 283 to 1884 code for a protein of 533 amino acids. NCBI's taxonomy places the organism in Eukaryota, Metazoa, Echinodermata, Crinoidea, Comatulida, Comatulidae.
AGAGUUUAUUUAAUGUUUGUAGAAUUGAUUGAUCCAUCAACAACCAAGUUUAGAUAAGGCCUAGCUAGGCACCUCGUCAUUCACCAGGCAGGCCUACUGUAACCUGUCUGUAGGCUAAAAAAGGCAGGCUGCUAGAGGCGAGAAGAGCUUGGCAACCGCUGGGUACUGCUGUACAGGUUUUACUACUAUAUACGCAGUAUUUCACAAGGCCUGUAAAAAUUCGACCGAAUGAACAUUUCAUUGUUCUAGGUCAAUUCUCCUACUGUAAGAGGACAUUAUUUAAUGAGUGUUGUAAAUGAAGAAGGCCUAUGCCUAAGUGGGCUACGUAAACGGAAUUUUGCCAGCAACGCUGGUCUGUCAAAAUCUGACAGCACUGAGCAAGAAGAAGUCAAUCCCAGUGAAUCUGAAAAUCCGGACAGCAACAUGAUCCCGAAGGAUUUGAUCGGGAAAGCUCCAUUGGCGAAGUUUGAAACUUCACAAGGAAACCUUACUUUUGACAUCAGUGCCAUAAAGGAAGAAGUUGUCCCAUUGAAACCGAAAAGAUGCAUUGAAGAGACUGGAGAUGAAAUUGAAGUGUGUCCAGAUUCUGAUAGUGAUGGUAGCCAGAAGUAUAGAAAAGUGCCGAGCGAUGAAUAUGAUUCUGAUAUUGAUCCUACUUAUAGUGAGUGUGAUGUUGAUAUGAUCACUUUUCCACUCCAAGCGGUCAAAGCGGGGAGACGAGCAGCUGGAGAGGCCGCAAAACGGGCAGCAGAAGCAGCCGGUCGCGCAAAGGAGCGAGCUUCUGAAGCAGCAGGACGCGUGUCUGAACGUGCCCAUGAAGCAGCGGGACGAGUGUCAGAACGUGCGCAUGAAGCUGCUGAACGUGUAUCGGAACGUGCGCAUGAGGUAGCAGAACGUGCCGGUCGUAUGAAGGAUAAGGCGGCAGAAGCAGCAGCUAACACGGCGGAGAAUGCCAAACGUUAUGGACGCAAAGUUAAAGAGGCUUUUGUGUGGAAAGCCACACAUUUUAAUUUACUUCCGUCCUGGCUAAAAGACAAUGAAUUUCUUCAUAAUUAUCAUCGGCCUCAACUACCUUCAUUUAAAGUCUGUUUUAAAUCUAUGUUCAGGAUACACACAGAAACAGGGAACAUUUGGACACAUCUUUUGGGUUGUAUAGCAUUCUUUUCUCUGAUGAUCUAUUACCUGGUGAGUUCCAUCUUAGCGGACAUCCAGUGGCAAGAGAUCACAGUGUACAUGGCAUUCUUCAUCGGUGCCAUUGUCUGCAUGGGGUUCUCUUGGAUCUUUCACACAUGCUACUGCCACUCAAGAGAAGCUGCUCAACUCUUUAGCAAACUUGAUUACUCAGGGAUAACAAUUCUUAUCGUAGGAUCAUUCGUGCCAUGGCUUUAUUUUGGAUUUUACUGUGAUAAUUUGGAGCGUUACAUUUACAUUGGGUUAAUCGUCAUCUUGGGUGCUAUUGCUGCCGUUGUUGCAUUGAGGGAUAAGUUUAGCACCCCUGCCUAUAGGCCAAUACGAGCUGGUGUAUUUAUAACACUUGGUUUGAGUGCCCUUAUACCAGCCAUUCAUUAUGUUGUUCUAAACGGUUUUGCGAAAGCAAUUGAGGGCGGUUCACUGCAAUGGAUGGUGCUAAUGGGUGCGCUGUAUAUUGGUGGUGCAGUUUUGUAUGCAGUUAGAGUACCAGAGAGGCUCUUCCCUGGAAAAUGUGAUAUAUGGUUCCAAAGUCAUCAGAUUUUCCAUGUAAUGGUCAUAGCGGCGGCAUUUGUACAUUAUCACGGGCUCAACGUCAUGGCUAAGUACCGCGCACAUGUAGGCGAAUGUGACGCCAUCCUAGGCUCAGGGACCGAUAACGGAUUUAUGACUACGAUGACACAAACGGUUUUUUAAGAUUUGUGCUUACAAAUCACGUCUGUUAUGAGGCAGUGUGUAGUGGUUGAUGAAUAGUAUGUUUUGCUUCAUAGCCAAUCAGAGUAACAACAAUUAACAACAUUAAUAUCUUAAACUAAAAUAGAGUAUAAAAUCAGUAUCUGCCCCAUUGCCACUGUAGCCGUGGGUUAGAUCAGUGGGUGUGUCCAAGUACACUAUACUGUAAACUCCUUUUUUUUUGUAAUCCAUUUUAUUAUCUUGUAAUAGUAAAUGGGUUGUAAAUUUUUGGGCUACAAUACGAUACCAUUGUGUCUAGCCUACACAUUUCAUUUGGUUGAUGCCAAAUUAAGGAAAAUAGAGAAUUUUAUACAGGUUCAAUGAUCUGAAGACAUACUGUUCAAGUGUCAUUUAAAAUCAUAUAAAAUAAUCCUGUAAUACAAUAUGUAUAGAUGGCAACAAGUGUUUAAAUAAACAAUCAAACCACAUGGUUAAGUAAAUACAUUCCGGAAUCAACAUACAACAUAAAACUGUACUAGUCUGGAGAAACACUUUUUGCGAUGAGUGACUGAUUUGGUUUGUCUAUGCCACAUUAUGAGGCCAGGGGUCCCAAGUUGAAAGAAGCCACUUCAAGGAGAUAUGUUGAAAUGAGCUGUCUAAUUAUAUUUUGCUGUGCAUGUUGAUACCCAUCAGCACUGAUGAUUGGGAGACAAUUGAUAAAACAGUAGUAAAAACAUGCAAAUAUCUUGAGUUUGCAUGACAUUGGAUAUUUUCCCGGAGAUUCUUUUUAUUUGCGAGAGUGCAGGAGGCCUGCCCAAUUUCCGGGAGACUCUUCAACUCCUGCAGGAGACCCCUAUGAGACAAGCAUGCCUUCUAUAAUUGUUGUCGACCAGGAACUCGCUGACACGAUUCUAUGGAGAAUCAAAAAUGGCAGCUGAGGUUGUGUACAUAUUUGGUAGCAUUGAUUACAUGUCAUUUUGGAACCAUUAACAUUUGGAAUGAAUCUAUAGAGUGAUGCAUAAAAAGAUGCCUGCCUUCCAAUCUCAGGGUCAUAGGUUUUCUGUCAGAUCAGGAUUUGUUUUCCCAAUUAAGAAACAACUCUACUCACUCAGAAUCACAAAGAGACUUAUAAAGCAUCAUUCCAUCCUUAAAUUGGCAAAUGUACUUGCUGAUGGAUGUGAAAGAUAGUAAUAAUAGCAAAUGUGAAUAUGAAUAUAGAUACAGCACCCACGUAGUUGUGGUAUAAUUAGUACAAUAUAGAGACAGACAAAGUGUAUACAUUAAUUUAUUGAAGUGCAAGCUUGCAUGCAUAGAGUGUACUGCUUCAGGUGAAUGAUAAGUGUCCAAUACAAUCCUUAGCCUUGCCCAGACUGUCAACUUUUAUUUGAAAAAAAAUUUGUGACAUACCUAAAUAUGGUCAUGAUGACAUCACAUUAUGGCCAUGCAUUAUUUUAUGACUGUAUAUGGGAAUAAAAUAACUUUUGUCUUUGAUAAUGUGGACUGAGCUUUAUAAAAAAAAUCAAAUAAAAAAAUGAUGGUAAGCACCACGUUACAAUGGCAACUCAUCUGGCAUUAACUGACCCAUACACGACUAUACCGUAAAACCUUGAAUUGAAGCCCCCUCCCCCACCCUUUGGUUUGCAAAAUUAGCCUCGAAAAGAAGCCCAUCUCAAGAUAGCAUAGGCUUCUUUUCGAGAGAGUACAGUACAUACACUGUACAUGAAUUUUAAAGAAACAAAAUAAAUGAAAAACAUGCUUUGUUUAUACAUAACAGUAGAUAGGGGAUUUAAUGCCAGUUAAUGCACUCCAUGAUACAGAUUAAUGUUACAGUGUCACUAUUUAAUGUUUUAUAGUACUAAUUCCUAAAAUUUUACAGCAUUUAUUUUUGAAAAGAAGACCCCUCUUUACUUUGCAAAAGUAGCCUCGAAAAGAAGCCAAUCUUCAAAAGAAGCCCAUCCAAAGUUCGCAAAAAAAAAAAAAAGAGCCCAGGGCUUCAAUUUAAGGUUUGACAGUAUAUUGGCAUACAAAUUAUCGGUUGUACCAGGAAGUCACAUGAUUAAAAAUGACCUGAAAAAAAUGCACGCAUUGCUGCUUGUUUUGAAACCCUUUGUCAAAAAAAGUUUUAAAAUGUAUGCAAGUGAUAAAAACAUAAUUAUUAUUCAUAUAUUAUUCAUGUUCAUGCUGUUUAUCAACAGCGACUUCCAGCGACGACUCACACAGGUCAAACAACAGCUAAUUUGCAUAAAGAUCACGCCGAUGAUCUCUGUUAACACCGCUGCAAUGCAGAGGUAACUCAAUUGAUUAAUGUGGUUACUCCAUUAUGCAGAAUUACUAACUCCGUUUACACAGCCACUUAACACCUAUAUUAACGGAUAACGCGAUCAUCAUGGUGAUCUUCUGCCGUGUAGACAAGGCGAAUGUUUUCUUUUGUUUUCGCAGUUGUUUGCAGCAUGUUCCUCACCUUGAUAGAAAGAGGUUGCAGUUUCGAUUUCCGCUGGAGAAAUUUUUUCAUAAUACUGAUAAGAAACAUAAUUAUACAAAAACAAUGAAAACCAUUUUCAUUGCCAUUAAUAAAAAUAACUAUAUUCUGAUAAUAAUUAAGCAUUGUUAUGAUUUGUAGAUUCAUGCGUACCAUAUUUAGAUGGUGUGAAAAUUGUGAGCACAAAUAAUUAAGCAAUUUGCCUGCAUAACUAGGUCUCAACAAAGAUUACUGGUUUCCUGCCCCACUACAAAGAAUGAUUCACCCAUUAUAUCCUGGUUGUUAUCUGCCUUUUCCAGAUACUUGAUUUUUAUCAUUCACCUGAACUAAAUAAAGUCUUGUCCUUUAAUAAUCAUAUACAGUACAUUAGUGCAGAUUGUUAAUAUUUCUGAUUAUACAUAGAAAUGCAAAAAUUAGUUAUGACUUUUUAUGUGUUAUAACGAGUUAAUACAAUUUAUGAAAAAUAUUGGUCAAACCAUAACAAUGGUAAGGUAAAAUUUGUCUAAGGCUGCUUCCCCCCCCCCUCCUUCGUUUCCUUAUAUUCCACCAUCAGAAUUAAACAAAGUGUUCACUUAAUUUAAAAUAGUAUUUUUCUGCCUGACAUUCAGAUGAUAUAGAAAGUUUAUAUAUAUUUAAUAAUUAUAAUUUUAAUAUGAUCAUUGAGUAAAUGAAAAAUUCAUAGUUUUAGCUAUUCCCUCUUGUAGUAUAUACUGUACAAUGUUAAAGCAUUCAAAUAUUUGGCUUAACAAAUUUAUAAUUUAAUGGUACUAUAAAUAAGUGAAGAGAGGAUUAGAAUGUAGUUGUGGGUUGCUGAAAUGUACAGUGGUAGAGGAAUACUCUUAAGUGGCAUAUUUAAGCAAGUGUGUUGAAUCAUGGACCUAUUUAUAAGAUUAUUAAUAGGUCCAUGGUUGAAUCGCCAUUCAUCAGGAUGAGUCAUUGAUUUCAGAUCCUGGAAACGUUUUUUAUUGUCAUACCAUUUGAAAUCAUUAAUGUUUUCCUGGAAACAUUUGUAUUUAACCUGUAAAUUGAUAAUUGCCUUUAUUAUAAUCAUGCAGGCCUACCUUUAUUGAACAAAAUGCUGUUAUUCGAAAAAAAAAAAAAGGUGGGCUUGGGUAAUGUAAGCACAUGCAGACAACCCGACUAUAUUUGAAGUGUUUUUUUAUUAACCUCAGAUUAAUAAUUGAAUGUAAAACUGUGGGCUACUUCUAUCAUUCAACAUGUAGUUAUAAGCACUGCCUUACUCAACAGUUGUGAAGAGAUGAAAGAAAGAAGGUGCAUUCUUUUUAUCUAUGUUAUUACGUUUAGAGUGUUAGAUAAACAAAUGUUGGGUCUAAAGCCAGGCAUUCAUUGCACCCGAUGUGACGUCGUUCAGUGUGAUUCUAUGAAGAACACAGGGACAAGUGAGCAACAAAUCGUUUUUUAUGAUGAUCCGGAUAAAUUCAGACUGCCGCUGACAAUCAGCUGAUGGUGUCGCGAUGCCUAGCGCUCACAAGGAGUGUCAUGCGACACUGCCGUACAACCAGUGAAUGCCCGGCUUUACUCGGAACUUGACAGUUAUUUUGCGGACAGCUAUUUAUAGUUAGAUUUUUGGGAUGUAUUUAUAAAGAUAAAAUUUGGAUUAGUGUUCAGAUGUUUUUUAAACAUUAGUCAUCAAUUGUUAAUAUUGAUAAAUUUGAAAUAUGUCUAAAUAAUCCAAAUAUGGGUGUAGAGAGAGAGACUGGUAUUCGGUGGGGUUUUUUAAAUAACUAUUGGAAUUGAUACUGUAACAAGUUUUGAGAUAAUUUAAGGCACAAAAACUAUUUUUAACUACAAGAUGCAGGUCUAGAAUUAGAUGUGUGGUAAAAGUAUGUUACAGGUGUAUAUAAAUAUCAUAUUGUUAUAAUAAUAAUAAUAAUUAUUAUUAUUAUUAUUAUAAUUAUUAUUGUUAUUAUUAUUAUUGUUAUUGUUAUAUUUAGGUGUAGUCCAGCUGUGCACAUGAGGCUAUAUUUGUAUAGAGUGUGAGCUAAUCACAAUGAUGAAUAGUUCAUGAUAGACAUUAUAGAAGUCCCAUUUCAAUUUUUUAUGUUGAUCCAGGUGAUUCAAAAUGCUUUAUUGACAUUACUCUGUAUGUUAUACUAUUAAAUUCCAAUUGAAUCAAUUGGAAAAAACUUAACUGUUUCUGUGGUAAAGAUAUAGGCAUAUGAGAUUGCAAUAAUGGGAUGCAUAGAUGGAUACUAACAUUAUGGAUGUAUUAUCUUUAUGCGUAUAUCCACAAGAAAUUGACUUAAUAAUAUUUGAUAAAGUUGUUGCCAAAUUAAUUGAAGUGUCUCCAGGAAUUGCUUUAUGCAGUGGCCUUCUUUCAUUCUUAGUUGUUGCUGGAAGACGUCAGCGCUGUGCACAGAUGAGUUGCCAAAGAAGUUAGAGCCACCUUCAGAAACCACCUAGUAAUAUGUAUCACUCGUUUCCUAUUCUUGAUUUUUGGUAUAAAAACUGUGGGAAUAAUGGAAUAAACACUCAAGGUUCACAUAAUUCCCCGUAAUAUAUACUGCCAUGCUUUUUUAUUAUCACUGGUAUCAAUAAAACAGAUAUUUAUAUAUUAAAAACUAGAUAGGUUAAUUGUUCUGUAUCAUCACCUUGUACAUUUCUCCUCCAUGCUGUAAGCAGAAAUUCAUUUUUUUCAAUAAUACAUCUCUGAAUCGGCAGAGAGGCAGCGGAGAGAAUUCUGAGACCAUUGAAUUGCAAUUUGUUUGACUGCAUUUUUUUUUAUAAAAGACUCAUCACGGCCCAAUAUUUUAUCUUUUGUGAUGGUUGACAUAUUUGCAGACACCCCCAGUACUCUCCUCCCCCCCCCCCAACAGUAUUGCUGUCUUUGAAGGUUUACAAUCAACCUUCAGUUACCUUAGCUGUAAGUUAAAACAGACAUUUUGUAAAGGAGUUUCGCAAAACACUAUGCAUUUCAGAAAUAUAUUUAUUUUGUUUUUGCCCACAUCAUGACAUGAAGGGUGGAGACAAUGUACAAUAAUAAACGAGUACCAGUAUGAGAA